Trichoderma asperellum CBS 433.97 is the source of this 2856-nucleotide messenger RNA. NCBI's taxonomy places the organism in Eukaryota, Fungi, Ascomycota, Sordariomycetes, Hypocreales, Hypocreaceae. The record is from RefSeq and is a predicted model, not a curated record.
CAAGUCACAGAUGUGUCAUCCAAGUUCGAGAAAACAGCCGUUGGUAGUAGUAUCCUGACUGUAUAUGAGGAGAGAGAUACACGGAUAAAGUUUUGGAAAAAGUCCAAGAUCACUUCUCCCUGAUUAGCUUCUUGGGCGUCAAUUAGCGGAGAUAACACUGCGAGAUGAGAAAACCAUAGCAGUUCCCACCGAUUAUCACGGAAUAUGCAAGUUUGAUUCAACCUGCAAAGUGUAUCACAACAUAUCCAUGCUUAUCAGGAAUGCUAUAUCGACUCUAAUUCAAUGGCCCUCCCACUCUACCAACGCCAUCAUUAUUGUACGAAACCCGGUUGAAAGAGUCAAUUUUUGGAAUAGCUCCAUGUCGAAUGCAGUGUCAACCGAUGGCAUGAAUCAGGCAACUCCAACUUAUUCUUCAAGCGUAGCAUUUAGAUCCGCUUUCUCAUCGAGUUUCGAGGUCCUUGUACCAGAAAGAGGAUUCUCUAAGAUGCCCUGUUUCGUCAGGAAGAUUGAAUUCAAUCCCAACUUCGUUGGAAGGUCAGCUAUUAUCGAGGAUAUUGACAAAGUGCUAGUUCCACGUGAAUCCAGCUCUUACGGCCUGCGCUCUUUCUGCCUCUGUGGACUUGGGGGAAUUGGAAAGACACAAAUCGCAGCCUAUUACGCAUUCCAGAGGGAAGACGAGUUCGACGCAAUAUUUUGGAUUCAAGCUGACGAGGAGACGAAAAUUGCGAGAGGCUUUGUCGAUAUUGCCAACUCACUUGACCUUGUCGACGGUAGUGACCGCGGCGAUAAGGUAGUAUGUCGAUAUAAAGUUCUUAAGUGGCUCUCUGAACCGCGAAUGAGAGCUCCAAAUGUGGUAAGCGACACUUGCGGUGAAGUUAAGCUUGCCAAGUGGUUGAUAUUAUUUGAUAACGCGGACAACAUCGACCUCAUGCGGGAUUACUGGCCCAUGGCUUCGCAAGGCUCUGUUCUGGUCACCUCCCGUGAUCCCCUUGCGAUGACGGAACUUGCGACGAGGGGAAUCAAUCUAUCGCCUAUGAGCCCCCAAGAAUGUAUCUUGCUUCUCCAGAAGCAAGUUGGCGAAUCGCCAAAUCCUAAGUCUGACCAAGCUGCCUUCCAGCUGGCGAGAACACUUGGAAAUGUCCCUCUAGCUAUAACUCAAAUAGCCACUCGCAUCCGCCGAAAUCAUAUGACCAUUGACGAGUAUGUAUCUCGCCAACCAGACGGCUCCUUGCUAGAAGAAUUGAGCAAAGUAUCGGAGCUUCCGCUAAAGGAACAGUACAAAUUCACAAUGGCCACGGUCUGGAAAUUUGAGUCACUCACCUCUCAAGCUCAAAGCUUAGUUUACGCCAUGGUCUUUAUGGAUCCUGAUGGAGUGGCAGAGUUUAUUAUGGAACAAUCAGUAAAAAUUCCAUCCCUUCCAAUGCUCUAUUAUCCUUAUCCUGGUGAAAUGUUUAUUGAAGCUCGCAAUGAACUAUCGAAAACUUCACUUGUGCAAAGAAACAAGGAAUGCAGAGCCCUUACAUGGCACCGGAUUGUGCAAGAAGUGGCACGAGACAGAUUGAGCCAGACGCAACUCCAAAAUUACUUUCAGCUAUCAAUAUAUCUCUUAUGCGAGGCCUGGGAGUGUGCGAAUGAUCGAUUCAACCGCGAGAAUUUCAAACGUCAGAAAUGUGAGGAUAUAUUGCCUCACAUAAACACUACUCUUCGGGAAUAUACUACCUUGUACGAGAUUGAGGCUUUGCCGAUUGACAAUGCUUGUGAGUUUGUGAAGCUGUUACAAGAGGUUGGCUGGUACUUGGUCCAAAGCUCGAAUUAUGCUACAGCACAGCCAAUCUUCAAAGUAACACUAAAGAUCUGUAAACAAUACGGAAACCAACUGAAGAGAUAUCUGGCCGAUACAUUAUUCUCAUAUGCACGGUAUGGGGAAGAAACGAAUAUGGACCCACAAAGAGUUUACGAAUAUUGCCUACAAUUUCAUAAUAUAUGCCUAGAGCUGGAUGAUGGCUCAAUCUCGUGCCGCGAGGAUGUAGCUACGUCACACACCAGUCUUGCUCAGGGAUACUUGCUUCUUGACAAAUACGAAGAAGCUGUGAAGCACUGCAAAGAAUGCAUGAUAUUAGAACAAGCCCUUCCGGACCAUCUUUAUGAGGGGGCCAUUUCUCAAUUUGCACAUAUAUAUCAAGCUUGGGCUUGGCUUGGCUUGAAACAAUAUAGCAAAGCUGCUGGUUUAUCACUCACCGUCAUUGAAUACAGGAAGAUGAAGUUUAAAGAGAAUGAUGUGGAAUCUUUCAAGCUCGGUCUUGCACUACACUGCCUAGGUAUCGCAAACCAGAAGCAGGGUCUCAUAGUUGAGAGCAUUGGUAUCUUUCAGAAAGCUCUUGCCAAUUUCCGAGCCACCCUAGGACCAAAUUCGUUUAGAGUUGGUCAGAUACUCUUAAAACUUGCAGAAAUUCUCGCGAUGCAAGAAGGACUUGCAUAUGGAGCAAGAAUGAAUUUUGACCAGGCUAUCGACAUUUUCCGCCAGGCUCCCUAUUAUAAACCAGAGCUAGCGAGGGCAUUGUACAAGAAGUCGGUAUUUUUGGCGUCAUCAAAGAAGCAAGAAGCAUAUCUUAGCAUGCAUGAUGACCCUAGCUAUAAGGAGGCGGUUGCGCUAUACUCUGACCUUCGUCCACAUACCUACUCAACCGCGCAAAAUUUAGGUGAAAAAGAUUUCGACUCUUUGGUGAGAUUCUGGUCUCUAUAACAGAAUUUUGUGCAUAAAACACGGAAGGGCAUGAGUCUAUCCUGGAUUGAAAAUGAUAGAUAUUGGUGAUCUAGAAUACUUGAAUGUCUUGCCAAUAUAUCUGCCAAGGACUU